GAAAAAGAAAUCAAAGGAACGGAAACUGCUGACAAAACGAUAACCCCAGCUUCUUACUCUUUUUUAUACUUGUAGCGGGAAUUGGAAAGCUCACCCACUGGAGGCCGCAGCUCAACAACACCACCAAGACAUGCUUAUGUAAGUGAGAGAGGGGAAAUUAAAGGAGCAAAGCAAUGAUACUCUGUUCUUAUAGUCCUUCUGCUCCAAGCUCUCAUCUUUUAUCGACCGACUUUUCUCAGUCUUUUAAGAGUCCCAUACUCCCUCAUCCGUGUACGCAGCAGAGAAGAUGGCCCGACCGGUCUCAAAGAGCUUCUAAAGUUGUUGCUUACUAUGGCUUGAAGAAACCACCUUAUAAAUUUGAUGCUUUGGAGCCCUAUAUGAGUCAGAAGACACUGGACGUUCAUUGGGGAGGCCAUCAUCGUAAUUAUGUGGAAGGUUUGAACAAACAGCUGGAGAAGAAUGACAUACUAUAUGGCUACAGUUUUGAUGAACUUGUCAAAGCAACAUAUAAUAAUGGGAAUCCUUUACCUGAAUUCAACAACGCUGCUCAGGUCUGGAAUCACGACUUUUUUUGGGAAUCCAUGCAACCUGGAGGCGGGGACAUGCCCAAACUAGGCGUCCUUCAGCAGAUUGAAAAGGAUUUUGGUUCCUUUACAAAUUUCAGAGAGAAGUUUGUAGAGGCAGCACUUACACUAUUUGGCUCUGGCUGGGUUUGGCUUGUUUUGAAGAGAGAAGAGAGACAGCUUAAGAUAAUUAAAACUUCAAAUGCCAUUUGCCCACUCAUCUGGGAUGACAUACCCAUAAUCAGUUUGGAUCUCUGGGAGCAUGCUUAUUAUCUGGAUUACAAGAAUGACAGAGGGAAGUAUGUGGAUGUAUUUAUGAACCAUCUUGUGUCUUGGAAUGCGGCAAUGGCACGCAUGGCCCGAGCAGAGGCCUUUGUGAAUUUAGGGGAACCUAAUAUCCCUGUUGCUUAAAAUGCUGUUAGAGCCAAGUAGGUACUGCGGCUAACUGUAAUGAAGAGACUUCCCUACUAGGUUUAUGGGAGUCCCACGGAGGUUGAGCUGGAUUUGGAUGUUGUGCUAUUUUGUUUAUGGGUGUCCUCACGAAUACAAGGAUGGAUCUUGGUACGAGAGAUGCAAGCUUAGAGAGUAACACUAUAGAAUAGAGGAAGAGAUGGUGCAUCAUCGUAUGCUAUUAGAGUAGAACAAGUGUUUGUGUUUCUAUUUCUAUGCGCAUUGCUCAUUGUAGAUUUCUUGUUUGUUAGCCUUUAGUAUUAAGUAACGUGUGUUUGUUGAUUCUGUA
Messenger RNA from Prunus avium (sweet cherry), 1302 nucleotides. RefSeq names its product Fe superoxide dismutase 3 (gene FSD3). Gene Ontology annotation, molecular function: superoxide dismutase activity; metal ion binding. Gene Ontology annotation, cellular component: chloroplast nucleoid. The record is from RefSeq and is a predicted model, not a curated record. Lineage: Eukaryota; Viridiplantae; Streptophyta; Magnoliopsida; Rosales; Rosaceae. Gene Ontology annotation, biological process: superoxide metabolic process.